Chinchilla lanigera (long-tailed chinchilla) is the source of this 2676-nucleotide messenger RNA. It is a transcript of the gene Vezt, whose product is annotated as vezatin, adherens junctions transmembrane protein. Lineage: Eukaryota; Metazoa; Chordata; Mammalia; Rodentia; Chinchillidae. Gene Ontology annotation, biological process: cell-cell adhesion. Gene Ontology annotation, cellular component: plasma membrane. The record is from RefSeq and is a predicted model, not a curated record. Gene Ontology annotation, molecular function: myosin binding.
AUCGUGCUGAGGUGGGUGGCAUGGCGGAGAAGGAUGACACCGGAGUUUGACGAAGAGGUGGUUUUUGAGAAUUCUCCGCUUUAUCAGUACUUGCAGGAUUUGGGACACACAGACUUUGAAAUAUGUUCUUCUUUGUCUCCAAAAACAGAAAAAUGUACGACAGAGGGACAACAAAAGCCUCCUCCAGGAGUCCUCCCAAAGCAGAGCAUCUUGUUAAAAGUGGCUGAAACCAUCAAAAGCUGGCUUUCUUUUUCUCAGUGCAGUAAGAAAGAUGACUUACUUCAUAAAUUGGAUACUGGAUUUCGACUCGACUCACUACAUACCAUCCUGCAACAGGAAGUUCUGGUACAAGAGGAUGUGGAGCUAAUCGAGCUGCUUGAUCCCAGUAUCCUGUCUGCAGGGCAAGCUCACCAGCAGGAACAUGGACACCUUCCAACGCUCUGCUCCUUGGCAACCCCUAAUAUUUGGGAUGUCUCAGUGCUGUUUGCCUUCAUUAGUUUGCUCAUUAUGCUUCCCACGUGGUGGAUUGUCUCUUCCUGGCUGGUGUGGGGAGUGAGUCUGUGUAUUUAUUUGGUCACACGAGCUUUGAGAUUUUUGAGGACAGCCAGACUACAAAUGACCCUAAAAAAAUAUCAUGUCCGUUUGGAAGACAUGGCCACAAACAGUCGUGCGUUUACCAACCUUGUGAGAAAAGCUUUACGUCUCAUUCAAGAAACUGAAGUGAUUUCCAGAGGAUUUACACUUUUGCUUGACAGGGUCAGUGCUGCUUGCUCGUUUAAUAAGGCCAGCCAGCAUUCCAGUCCGCAGCUCGUUGGCCUUCGGAAAGCUGUCUACAGGACUGUGAGCGCCAACUUCCAAGCAUCGAGGUUGGCCACCCUAUACAUGCUGAAAAACUACCCCCUGAACUCCGAGAGCGACAAUGUCACCAACUACCUCUGCGUGGUGCCUUUUAAGGAUCUGGGCCUGGGACUUAGUGAAGAGCAGAUCUCAGAAGAGGAAGCACAUCGCCUCACAGAUGGCUUCGGCCUGCCUGCCCUGAAGGUUCUGUUUCAGCUCUGGGUGGCGCAGAGCUCUGAGUUCUUUCGGCGCUUGGCCUUGUUACUUUCCACUGCCAACUCGCCUCCGGGGCCCGAGCUGAGCCCGGGGCGCCUGCCGCUCGGCCUUCUGUCCGAGGUGACGCGGGGCCUGCCCGAUGCACACGCCGCCUGCCUGGAAGAGCUGAGGCGCAGCUACGAGUUCCACCGUCACUUCGAGACGCAGCGCCGCUCGGCGCCUCCACGUCCCUCCUGUGCCCAGCAGAAGUCCCGGGAGCUGAGCAGCGUCCACACGGCAGUGCGCAGCCUGCAGCUCCACCUGAAGGCGCUGCUCAAUGAGCAAGCCUGAAGAGGCGUGUGAAAACCCACACUGCGCCGCAGCGCCCCCACUUCAGCACACUCUGCACAUCGUGGACGAAGACCCGAUCCCAGAGGAGCAGGAGUUAGAAGCUUACGUAGACGAUGUAGACGUGGACAGUGAUUUCCGGAAGGAUGAUUUGUUUUACCUGUCUCAAGAAGACAAGGAAAGACAGAAGCAGGAGCAGGAGGAGUCCAAGCGGGUCCUGCAGGAGCUCAAGUCCGUGCUGGGCUUCAGAGCCUCCGAGGCGGAGAGGCAGAAGUGGAAGCAGCUUCUGUUCAGUGAGCAUGCUGUGUUGAAACCCUUGUGUCCUGUAGAUGCAAUGGAACCCCUAAGUAAUUCAGAGCCAUCAAUGAAUUCAGAUUUGGAAAAAGUCAGUCAAAACGGUGCCGAAGCGGAAACUAGUGAGCCCUCCGUAACGGACAGUGCAAUAAGUAGGACUGAAUAUUCGUGCGGGACCCCUCCUGCCGGGGAGAACGCGGCCAGUCCCGCAGGCGGGGUCCUCUCCGAAGCGGCGGGAGAAAGCGCGUGCUUCCAGCGCGACAGCGAGGCCGAGCCCAAGCCUGAGCUGGAGCCGGAGCCGGAGCCCGAGCUCCGGCCGGCAGCACGGCACACACUGCAGCAGAGACUGGCCCGGCUGCAGCUCUCCCCGGAGCUCACCUUCACUGCCGGCCUUGCCGCCCAGGCGGCCGCCCGCUCGCUGUCCUUCACCACCAUGCGAGAGCAGACUUUCGGCGACGAGGACGAGGAACAGGAGAUGGAAGAAAACCCAGACGAGCCGGAAGGACAGCAAGAACGCGGGUGUACGUGAAGCGGUCUCAGCUAGUCCUUCCCAAGUGUCCUAGCUCCGAGACUGGAAGGGUGAAGCAGUGUGAGUUACUAUGGGCAAAGCUAAGGUGUGAGCUCGCAGGGAGAACCCUGGUUUGAACGAGGGGUCUGAAAUUAGUAGUUACCUGUAAAUGGCAAAUCAUGUAGGAGAAUAAGAAAAAGGUAAGGGCUCCUUGGCUUAAACGGGGAUUUUAUUUGUGGCACAACUGAUAAUCUGGUAAUCCUUCCAGUACUUUUCAUAAGAAAUGAAUUUACUAUUUCUUGCCAGAAUUUGCUGUCCUGAGGUGAUCAGGAUAAUCCUGUCACAACAAGACCGUUUAGUAUGACUUCUUUUUACUGUACCCUUGCAGUUAAGAACUACAGCUAUUCUCAAGUUGUUUGUAUUUUAUUUUUUUGUUUAUACCAACCUUCAAAUAAGACACGGGCUCUGAAUAAAAGAAAAAUUAAUUCAUACAA